CUGAAAUAACAACACACGGAAAGGAUCCAGGAACAAGAAAGAGAAACACCAGGGUGUUUCGCCUUUGAUCAUGCCGAAAUGAUCAACAGUGAAAAUUGACCCACUCAUUUACUAAGAGGAACACUUCAUUUUCAAAGCUCAGGAUCUCAGUUGCCAACAUUGUAUGAGCAACACUUCCAACGCAACUCUGACGCCGUUGUCGUCUCCAGAAACAACAACCACCACUACCACCACAUUGGCACCAUCAACAGUAAACACAACUGAUAUUAUCAUCAUCAGCAAUUCAACAAUCAGCAUGAACAAGACUCAGCCACUGAUCUUCCUUCAGACCACUGCUGCGCAGGGCAUCGCUGGAGUUUUCACCUUUGCAGCCCUUCUGGUCACAUGCCACCAGAUUUACCUCCACCUGAGGUAUUACACCUGCCCUAAUGAGCAGCGCUGGAUUGUUCGCAUCCUCUUCAUUGUUCCCAUAUUUUCAUUCGACUCCUUCCUCAGUCUCAUGUUCUUCAACAAUGACAGCUACUAUGUCUACUUUGACAGUGUCAGAGACUGCUAUGAAGCUUUUGUCAUCUACAACUUCCUAAGCUUGUGUUAUGAAUACCUUGGAGGGGAGAGCUCUAUUAUGUCGGAGAUCCGCGGGAAACCCAUCCAAUCCAGCUGGUUCUACUGCACCUGUUGUCUGGCCGGGAGACAGUACACUAUUGGUUUCCUGAGGUUCUGUAAACAGGCAACCCUUCAGUUUUGUAUCAUCAAGCCUGUGAUGGCAAUCAUCACUCUAAUCCUUCAGGCAUUUGGACACUACAAGGAUGGUAACUUCUCGCCGCAAAGUGGGUAUCUGUACAUUACCAUUAUCUACAAUGUGUCCAUCAGCUUGGCUUUGUACGGACUCUUUCUCUUUUACUUUGCCACGCGGGAACUGCUCAGCCCAUACGAACCUGUUCUGAAGUUCUUCACUAUCAAAUCCACCAUCUUUCUUUCCUUUUGGCAGGGUGUGGUGCUGGCUAUCCUUGAGAAGACCAGUGUCAUCAGCCCAAUCUUCUCUCAGUAUGGCCUGAAGACUGCAGGAGUAGGCACAGUAUCCGCUGGCUGGCAGAACUUUCUCAUCUGCAUUGAGAUGUUCUUUGCUUCUAUUGCUCUGAGGUUUGCGUUCCCUCACAGCAUCUAUAGCUCAGGCUCAACCACGACUCACGGGAGGACUGUGUCAUUACAGAGUAUUUCCAGCAGCCUCAAGGAGACGAUGAACCCACGGGACAUCAUGCAGGAUGCCAUCCACAACUUCCACCCCCAGUACCAGCAGUACACUCAACAGGGCAUGAAGAUUCCACACGAUGAGGACCACAUCGAUGCUGAUCGCUCCUACUACGACCAACCAUAUCAGCAUCAAAUCCCACCCACCCAUCAGACUGCCACCCACAGAAACGGUGAACUGGCCAAUGGGGUGCAUGCUCAUCCUCAGGGCGUGCCCCCACCUCGCCUUCCCCCUCAGAGGCAGAAACUCAAUGAGAAGUCAACUCUACUCAGCUCAGACGAUGAAUUUCAGUGAGCAUUCCUAAAAUGAUAACUAGACAUGUUUGAAUCCAGGGACAGAAGCCUGGCCUGUGGUCAUCUGUGUGAUAAGUGUUAGCUGUUUGUUGUUCUUGUUCUGGAGAGGCUGUCUGUUGUAGACUGAAUUGUGGGUGCCCUCACCACUACAUUAAGCUUUAAGAAUUUUAGAUAGGCAGGUGUUUCCAUGGCUGUUAGGUCCAUGUGGAAUACUGGAGAGCCUCAUAAAGCAUCUGUGAGAAUACAUCUGUCUCUGAAUCAUCCUACAAGGACUAGUAUUCUGCUUCUGGACACUGUUUAUCCUAUGUUACCUAAGGCUAUAUAUGCUUCACUAACUACAAAAUUAUAUCCAACCUGUUCAAGUAGGGAAGAAAAAAAAAUAUACUAGUAUUAAUAGCUGACAUGUGAAAUACACAUUAGCUGUGAUUGUUUGCUAGAUAGUUGGUAAACAGGUUAGAGGUUGGCUUAUGUUGUGAAUGUAUUAUCCUACAGGUAAAUAUUUUUGGUAUUGAGGUAGAUUUACUAUGAUGUGACUGAUCUGCAUGUAUUUUUACAUAGAAUCAGCCGAUGAAGUUCCUCAAAAAACAUUUAUGCCCAGGCAGUAUGCAUUUAGCCACUUCCUGAGUUUGUCAUGGAAUUCUUCUCAGACCAGUUUUCACGGGCAGCAGUGCAGUUUAAUUGUGUCAAGAUAUUGAAUCAAUCUCAGUGCAAAUGAUUGUAUUAUAUCAAAUCAACAUAUAUACAAAAAUGUAAAAUGCCUAUAUAUAUAAAGGAUAUUUAAAUAUGUACCAUAUGUAUAAAAAUUGAUUUUGAAAACAAAUUUGUGUUGUUCGUAUAAAUUGUACUUUGGAAUUUUGGGAUCUGAAUAUCAUAUCUGUGUCUCUUGUUUUGUUUUGAACCUAAAUUAUUGAUAGGCAGGUUUUUGUUCUAUUUAUCUUGUUAUAGAGGAUGCUGUGUUUCCUACGUGAAACCCGUUAAAUGCAGAUGUUCUCUGCCAUUGGCCUUGCCUGAAAACCUGCCCAUGUGAUUUUCUAAAGAAUAUAAGAUAUUGGUAGGCUGUGGUUAGGCUCAAGUUAUUGGCUUGGCAGUUAUCAGAGUGUUAUAAUCUCAUAUAGUUAUAAAGUUGUUAAUGUUGGCUUAAACUCAUUUAUUUAUCAUCUGUAUUGAAAUGAAGACAAAGGUAAAAAAAUUCUGUUUGGUUUAACUUUCGACAACCAUUAACUAUUAUUAGAUCAUUUGGUGCAUUGCCAUAUUAGUUGCACAGACAAGUAUAUCAGCCUAUAUCAUUUAUAUAUGAAUUGUUGCCAUGAACUUUGUUGUUAUUACCAGGGGAACCCCCAGAGAUAUUCUAAUUUGUGCAAUAGGCAUGGCUAGCCAAACAUCAUUGACACAUGUACAGUGUAUGAUAGCCUUGUAAAAGGAGAAUGUCUUUUCACAACAGUGAAUCAGUGGUUCCUGAUUAACAAAGCAAAACUAGUGGACAAGUAAUCCUGCGUUUUAACCAUUUUAUUCAAUGAAAGUGUCGCAGUACGGUCAAAGAGGUAUGACUAAAACAUCUUACACCUGUCCCAGAUCUGCAAACUACUGUCCACAUUUUUUUUUUUUUACAAACGUUCAUGUAUACAUGUCCUUUUUUCCUAAUUUGUAUCUCUGAUCUCUGAAAAAAAUCCCAGACCUUGAAAAUCCCCUCUGUUAUAUUCAGCAUGUAUUAUAAUGGGUGGAAGUUAAAGAUAAUCAAAAAAGUUUUAAACUGUUUUGUGAAAAGCUGUACACUUUCUAGCACUCAAACUGUUGAAAAUCAUUUAUAUCAAACCAUCAGAAUAUCUUCUGCACAAAGCUAUAUUUUUAGCCCAUACCAAAUACUCCAAAUUUUGACCAAGUGUUGGUAAUUAUUUAUUGUGCUAGGUAAUUACAUAAAUAUGUGCUGGCAGUUGUGUAACAAGAGUGUAAAAUUGAAUUGCAUUAUGUUAGAAUUCCUUUUAUGGUCUUUGUUCCUGCAUGAAUAGCUGGCUGAUGUUGCCUGUAUGUUCCAUCUAGAAAGCAGUAUAAUGUGCAAAGUAUAUAUCUGUACAUAAAACACCACAUACAUGUAUAUACUAUAGCCUAACGUAUGUUUUCUUUGUGUUUGUGUGAAUACAAAUAUAUAUACAUAUGCAUGUACCAUUGACAAGUUUUAAUGGCUUGUCGACAUAGAUUUUAAGUACAAGUACUUAUGCCAAUGUAGUUUUGAUGUAUCUAUGUAUAUGUAUGGGUAUAUGGGGCUGUCCUAGCAUGGAUCCAGCAGUGUAGUCAUGGUACAUGUAGUGAUGGUGUUCAGUCCAUUUUUUUUCUUUAGGCAUAGUGUCAAAGCAGAAUACUCACCAUGCACAGCUUGUUCAGUAAUAUGUUACUUCAGGGUUAUACAUCUGUACACAAAAACAGCUUAUUUGUUUUGAAGAAAAUUUACCCCAAAACAUUUUGAUAUAUUAUCUUGGGGGUUUUGUCUGUGUUUUGUUUUGCUUUUAGGCAUGAAAUAAGGUCACAUCUGUUAGCACAUAUUAACACUGUUACAUUUUCUAGAUACCCAUCUGACAUAACUGUAAACAUUAGUGCAUAUCAUGCUGUUAGGUUUUUUUUUGUUUUGGUUUUUUUGACACGUUUGUUUAUUAUUGCUUAAUUGGUGGAAUUAUCGACUGAAAAGGUGACAUCAAUUUUUCUGUGGCCACAAAUCUGUAACGUAUCAUGGAUAAUAUGUCGAUGUUGUUGAUAUGUUGAAAGUUAUACAGUGAAUGUCAAGGUUUAGUGCUUUAUUAUCUAGUCCAAAGGGUGCAUUUUGGCCAAAUUUACUUAUUUUUGCAUAGAUUGUUGCCACAGUUAUGAUUAAAAUUGAAGUCAUAAAAAAUCUGAUGACAUGAGUGAACAUUAAUGAUAUCACAUAUGCCUGCCUUGUAUGUUCAGUUAUUUACACUUCAUCCACAGGCUUACCUGGUGAGCGAAGCUAGGUGAUGCAAGGGGAUUUGAGGUGUCUGAUUUGAGGUAUUUUGAGAACAGCCUGGAAAAGAAAUGAAUUUAUAUAAAAUGUAAACUGUUCAUGGGCAUGUCUUUGAUUAAAUUAACCUCCACUCCCUCCCAUUUUGCAAAAAAUAGAAUUCUCAUUCUAUGAUGAUACUCUACACAUAAUCUGUUUUCAAGACUGGGGAAUAUGUUGUUCCCUGCAAUUCUGGACGAAAUAAGCCAGAAAUGUUUGCCACCAGAAAGAAGUGAAAGUUUUAGGUCAGACCCACCAUACACAAAGUAGAAACAUAAUUUUUAUGUUCUAUUUUAGUUUUAUUAUUGUUAUUAUUUUGAACAAUACAUAAACAGGUGUUUGACAAGUAGCCAUAUCAUACCGAAUUUUAUUCUGUUACUUUACCCACCGUCUUAACAGUGUAAUUUUUACAUUAUACAUUGUUGCAAAGAGGUUUUAUAUAAGUUUACUUGACAAAGUCUUAAUUUUUACUAUCAUUGAUUACAAAGGGGGUCAUUCUGGUUUAUUGUCAGCAGAUUGUUUGUGCAAGGCAUGUCUUAUCUAUUAUGGUCAUCUGUGAACAAUUAAGGCGAAUUGGAGUCUAAAAUUUGUGGAAAAAUUGAAACCAGUUGAUGGUUGAUGGACCAAGUAAUGUGUUUGAGACCAACUGAACAAACAUGUGUACAUAUACCUCAAGUCAGCUUUAGUUUGGUUGUUGAAAACUGUUGGUAUUCAUAGAUGCAGGGGAAUAAUUAUGUUCAAUCAGACUAUUGGGAAUAGAAACCACAGAAUUAAUAGUGAUUGCACUUUUAGUCUAAAAUAUAACAGCCUUUUGAAUGUCAUUGCAUGCAUAUCGUAGCUUUAUUGUAAAUAGAUUAAAAUAUAAUUUAUCAAAAUUACAAGAGCUGAACUUAUACUGACUGCCCCCAGCAUAUCAGCUGUUUAAGGCUUCAAUUAAACUUUGCCUUAAAAUAUCAAUUAUGUAUGAAUUUCUUGUUAAAAAGAAAAGACAUGACUAAAGUUUAUUUUUUGAAUUAUAUUUCUGUUAAAUGUAAGUCUGGUUUGGCACAAUUCGUACAUACACACGUGCAUUUCAUUGUAAAUUAUUGUAUUGUGGAAAUAAAUAUAAAACAUUACAAAUUC
Molecule: messenger RNA, 5671 nt
Organism: Liolophura sinensis
Lineage: Eukaryota; Metazoa; Mollusca; Polyplacophora; Chitonida; Chitonidae
Product: transmembrane protein 184B-like
Exons: 9
Coding region: 164-1543 (459 amino acids)
Source: RefSeq, a predicted model, not a curated record